Molecule: messenger RNA, 3937 nt
Organism: Salmo salar (Atlantic salmon)
Lineage: Eukaryota; Metazoa; Chordata; Actinopteri; Salmoniformes; Salmonidae
Product: SLIT and NTRK-like protein 5
Biological process (GO): axonogenesis; positive regulation of synapse assembly
Molecular function (GO): protein binding
Source: RefSeq, a predicted model, not a curated record
AGAGAGAGAGAGAGAGAGGGGGAGAGAGAGAGCAAUUCAUCCAGGGAGACCGAAUAAGCAACUUUGUUACCAGGCAUAGCUUUGUCCUCCCGGGCACAGCGCGCAAUGAAAAGAGAAAGGCAUUUGGCAGUUAUGGUUGAUCAGCAUUUCUUUGUAUCCUCUUUGGUGCAUUAGUGAGGCAAACGUGUUCAUAAUAAACAGGCGUCGUAGAACAUUAGUAAGUCAUACAAUGGAGCAUACGUUGUCAUUCCUAACAAGGAACGUUCAUAUUUACCAGUGAGUGAGGUUACUUCGGCAACACGACAGUGUGAGUUUAACCAUCAACACAGGAAUAAUGCAUCACUGGAUUGUAAUCCUAUUGUUGGUGACUACAUCAGUGGGCAUCGUUGAGAUGUUUGACAAUUAUGGAGAGAUAUGUCGAAGACUGUGUGCCUGUGAGGAGAAAGAGGGGAUAGUGACUGUGGGCUGUGAAAGUAGAGGAAUAGUGGAUCUCUCUGAAGUUAGCCCUGUGUACUUUACAACAUAUCAUUUAUUGCUCACAGGGAACCUUUUGAAAAGGCUCUCCACCAAUGACUUUGUUGAAUACAAUGGGCUUACAAUAUUGCAUCUGGGCAACAAUGACAUAUCCACUGUUGAAUCAGGAGCUUUUAAUGGACUUCAGGGAUUAAAAAGAUUACAUCUCAACAAUAACAAAAUCGAUGCCUUGACGGAAGAUCUUUUCAUCGGCCUUGAAAGUCUGGAAUAUCUUCAGCUAGACUACAAUUCCAUCGCCCAUGUCGAGCCAAAAGCCUUCAGCAAACUGCAUCGUCUGGAGGUCCUGAUUUUAAACGACAACAUCAUUUCUACUCUUCCCACGGACAUUUUCCAACAUGUCCCUUUGACUCACCUUGACCUGAGGGGGAAUCAACUGAAACUGUUCCCUUAUUCGGGUCUUUUGGAACACAUGGACAACAUUAUGGAAUUACAACUAGAGGAGAACCCAUGGAACUGCUCUUGUGAGCUGAUUGCACUGAAGGCCUGGCUCGAGAGCAUAUCCUACACCGCUUUAGUGGGUGAUGUGGUCUGUGAAUUUCCAUUCCGGCUUCAUGGGAGAGAUCUUGAUGAAGUCUCUAAACAGGAACUGUGCCCCAGGAGAGCUAUUGCAGAGUAUGAGAUGCGUCCCCGGGCACAUCAGACCACUGAUGCAUACUUUAGGACCACACCAGCCUCAGUCACAGCCCCUUUCACAUCCCGGUCAAGGCCCACCAAGGGACCUCGCCAGUCAGGCAAGUUAAAGUCAAAACCCACAUCUCGCAUCCCCUCAAAUAAACCACAAAACUAUGGUCAAAUAGUUUCAUAUCAAACCAAAUCCCCAAUGCCUUUGGACUGUCCUACUGCCUGUACUUGCAAUCUCCAAAUUUCAGACCUCGGUCUGAAUGUUAACUGCCAAGAGAGAAAGAUUGAGCGCAUCUCUGACUUAAAUCCCAAACCCUACAAUCCCAAAAAGAUGUAUCUCACAGGGAAUUUUAUCCCUGUGGUGCGAAGAUCAGAUUUCGUUGAAUUGAUUGGGUUAGAUUUGCUUCACCUUGGCAACAAUCGGAUCGCUCACAUCCAUGACAGAGCCUUUGGGGAUUUAACACACUUACGCAGGCUGUACUUGAAUGGGAAUUUGAUAGACCGUCUCACAGUCGAUAUGUUCUUUGGAUUAGAGAGUCUGCAGUUCCUAUAUUUAGAAUACAACGUCAUUAGAGAUAUUGUUUCAGACACCUUUCAGCAUGUCUCCAACCUUCAGCUGCUCUUCCUGAAUAAUAACCUCUUGAAGACCUUACCCCGGGGAAUCUUUAAUGGGUUGACAUUGGCCAGACUAAAUCUUCGUAAUAAUCACCUCCGCAGUCUGCCUGUCAGUGGCGUGUUGGGUCAACUGACAUCGCUGGUGCAGGUAGACUUGUUUGAGAACCCCUGGGAUUGCGGCUGCUCCGUCGUGAAGAUGAAGAUGUGGCUGGAACAGCUCAGCAGCGGCACGGUUGUGGACAAUGUCAUCUGUGGCUCCCCUAAAAGACUGUUCGGGGAGGAUAUGCGAUACAUUAAGACAACUCAUUUCUGCCUUAAUAACUCUGAUAUCCUUGCGUCCAUGAUCCCACCUUCGGAAGAAUCUGUUCCCGGGAGCACCAUCACCAUAGAAACAUCAUUAGAUUACGACACACAGAUCAACAGUGUUCCUCUGUCUGUUACGAUCCUUGCCCUACUCCUGAUGUUCAUCGUUUCGGUGUUUGUCGCUGCAGGACUGUUUGCGGCUGUGAAGAAGAGACGUCAAAAGACACUAAAUGAGCAGAAUAACUCCAUGAACGCGUGCAUUAGUUCACUGAACAUGGAGUACGGUCUUUACAAAAAGGGAUCCAUUCCAAAAGUCAGGACGUCUGCAGGGCAUGUGUUUGAGUACAUUUCCUCUCCCACUGAACAAACGUGCAAAAACACAGUCUAUAGCCCCACAGUGUAUAGGCCAAUGGAGAACAAAUCAGUGGAUGGGUACAGAGACUUUGAUCAGUUGAAUGUGGCGUUUCUGAAUAAUCACUCAGAAGAAGAGGGGGGUAGUAACGCAAUAACCGCUGAGUACAGUGUUAGUACUCCACUUAACCAACACUCCCCUUUACAAGACGAUGUCCUAGACCCAGACAAGCCGUCAUCUUACAGCAAUACUUUACCAUGCAGGCAUACUGCCCAUUCAUCAAAUCAGUAUAACUCAGACUUCAAUGUCAGACAUCAAUACAUGCACCCAGAAAGAAUACAGCAGACCGUAUUGUAUUGCACAGCACCGAGUGCUGUUUAUGUUGAACCUAACAUAAGUGAGUACUGGGAACUGAAAGCCAAGCUUCAUAGUGAUCCCGACUACCUUGAAGUUCUUGAGAAACGUACCACGUACACCCAGUUUUGAAUGACUUGAUUUUCUUCCUUGACUGGUUGAGUAAUUGCUUGUUGCAUUGGGGCAAGCUGUGCUCAUGUUGGAAAAAUGUGUGGAUUUUAGCAGGGCUGCUUUCUAUCUAUUGAAACUAUACAGACAUGCAGAGGCUUCCCUUAACAGCGUAAAGCAAUAGGCAUUCUCUUAGCUUGUUUAUUCUUGGUCAAUUACAGUCUUGCUUUGAGAAACUUUUUUUUUUAAAGUUAUCCAAUCUCUGUGCCAACAACUAUGUAAAUAUGCAGUUUAUGUAUGCUUGUUGCAAUUUUAAAAAAUUAGAGGCUCAACUUCUGUAUGCACCAUCAUCAGCUACAUGGCUAAACAAUGUUUUUAAAAGAUAAAUGCAUAACCGAUACUUCAUAAGAGAUAUUUGGGCUGGUACAGUUUAUAAUUUUCAAUAAGUGUCUAUUUUUAUACAAGUAUUUGGAGAUGUAAUUCUUCUGUUUUUGUUUUUAUGACUGAUUGACAGGAACAGGUCAACAACGAAUAUGAUGUCACUUUCUUAUAUAUAUAUAUAUAUAUAUAUAUAUAUUGCAUAGACUAUGUAAAUAACCAUGGCCGUAUAGCUAUAUGUAAAAUUAUUGCAUAUAUAUAACUACUGCAUUGUGAAAAAGUUUGGCAUUAUACCUGCAUAUAGCCACUUCUUUUUCCAGUUUGGAGACAAUCCUCAAUUUCCCAAUUUUUUUUAAAUCUUUAGAGAUAUGAAAUAAGUAUUCACAGUAGGGGAGAGUGGGGUAAGUUAAGCCAUUUUUUUACAUUCAGCAUCACUCCAUCAAGGAAUAUAUAAUAUUAUUUCUAACAAAGAUACCAAUAUAUAUUUCAGGAUGUUGUGUAUCCCUGGAAAUAAUCAAAAUUAAUGUAAACAUUACAGUUUUGAAAGCAUAGCUUGUCCAAAAAAAGUGGUCUCUUUUAGCAAAACUUACUCCGACUAUGGAGUAAGUUGAGCCAUGGGACAGGAUAAAUUAAGCCACCUACUGAAUUAAAUAUUGCCACCACCUUUUUAAA